AUGACGGCAAUUACAGAACGCGCAUCUCCUAGACAUCUAUUCGUCAUACAGGAACAACUGAAGAGCCAAAUUACAUCCCAUGUACAUGAAGCAAAGACAGUGAUAAAAGACUUUAAAGAAACAAAAGUCAAACUGGAAACAGAAGAUGCAAUAUUAAAGAUCGCGAACUCUAUCCUUUCUGUAGGACACAUCAUAGAAAAUGAAACUUCAUCUGCACCUGUACAAAAUGCUUUGGCUCGGAUAGAGGAAAACAUCAACAUACUCAAACAGAAACCAGAUGUGUCGUUGUUGGAAUAUUCAGUAUCAUCCUCUGAUAUGCUAGACUCCUUGAUCAUCAGUCGUCCUUUGGAGGAUGUAGGAAGUUUUGAUUCCAUGACAGCUACGACCAGGAAAUUAAAGAGUGUAACAAAUGCGGGACUGUGGAGAGAUACAAGGUUUACUGGUGGGACGUACCUCCCUGAUGACCGUUUACUGCUGGCUGAUAACAACAACGGUAAAAUCGUUAAGUAUGACAACGAGUACAACAUGAUUAACACACAUCAGUUGCAAAAUUACCCAGCAGAUAUAGCUUACAGUGCAAAACACAAGGUAGUGCUAGUGAUGACACAUAAAGAUAUACAGCAGUACACCAUUAAUAGUGAUGAUCUGAAGUACGUCAGUGCUAGUCCCUUUCCACCUCAAUCCAGAUCAACAUACCUCAGUGGUAUCGCUGUACAUGACGAUACCAUACUAUUGGGUACAGAUAACUCUGUAUACAUGUUGGCAAUGGAUGGAACCGAACAGAAACGUAUUCCUCGGAAUGGAUUAUUCUCAUGUGUAGCCGUGUGUAGUGAACUAGGACGUUUUUGUUAUCCUCACGAGAACAAAGUAGUGUGCUGCAAAAUGGACGGAACGGAAAUAUUCCGGUAUUGUAUCGGGAAUAUUGGAUGCAUAAGAGGUUUGUCAUUUGACAGGUCAGGUAACAUAUAUGUGGGUUGUGACGGCCUUAGUGACGCAGUGCAUCAGAUAUUGUGGGACGGACAGAGAGGUCGUGACCUUUUGCUGGACCAAAGUUACAUCAACAAAUCCUUCUAUGUCAUGUACCACCCAUCAGAGGACAUGCUAUUGGUGACAGCGGCGAUGCUUGGCGUACAUAAUAAUGUUAAGUUUGGGGUUUUCGAGUUAGGGGAUUUCACAAAAUGA
Messenger RNA from Mizuhopecten yessoensis (Yesso scallop), 1182 nucleotides. RefSeq lists its product as uncharacterized. The transcript has a single exon. The coding region runs from base 1 to 1182 and encodes 393 amino acids. Lineage: Eukaryota; Metazoa; Mollusca; Bivalvia; Pectinida; Pectinidae. The record is from RefSeq and is a predicted model, not a curated record.